Nicotiana tabacum (common tobacco) is the source of this 855-nucleotide messenger RNA. Lineage: Eukaryota; Viridiplantae; Streptophyta; Magnoliopsida; Solanales; Solanaceae. The record is from RefSeq and is a predicted model, not a curated record.
UUGUUACUAAAAGCAAAAUCUGUCGUUGUUUCCAGAUAUAAUGUUCUCUUUACAUGGGAAUCAUGCCGUGUCCCGUGAACUUUACCAUCAGUUUGUUACUCUAUUUUCCACCUUCUUCUCGUUAUUUAUAAUGUUAUAUGAAUUUCUCUGUCUCCUCUUGAAUCUGCAGUGGAAGAAAUUAUGAGGUCAGGUCAAGAACCGAACCGGAACGGCGGUUUAAUGACUCCGUCUCCCCGGCCUAGAAUCCAAUCUCAGUUCCAGUCCACAGUUUCCGUUCAAAAAAACCGACGGUUCAACAUUUUGAUUCUCGUUUUCCGGUUCGCUGCCUUCUGCUUCUCUCUUGCUUCUGCUAUGUUCAUGUUCACAAACUCUCGUGGUGGCUCCGGUUCUCCUCAGUGGUACAACUUCGAUGCUUUCAGGUUUGUCGCAAUUGCAGCUGCGAUUGUGGCUUUGUAUUCACUGUUUGAAAUUGGAGCUUCAGUUUGGGAAAUUUCAAGAGGCGCCACUGUGUUUCCCGAAGUUGUUCAAGUCUGGUUCGAUUUUAGCCACGAUCAGGUUUUCGCAUAUAUGCUGCUGUCGGCGGAUUCGGCGGGAACGGCGUUAGCUCGGACGUUAAGGGAAAGAGACACGUGUACGGCUAAUAAUGCAUUUUGUGUACAAUCAGAUAUCUCAGUUGCCUUGGGAUUCGCCGGGUUUAUGUUCUUGGGGUUUUCUUCUUUGUUGUCGGGUUUUCGGGUUAUCUGUUUCAUACUUAACGGGUCUCGUUUUCAUAUGUAAUAAUCAUUGUGCGUUGAGCAAUUGGGGAUUGAAUUUGGGAGUUUAACUUUCUCUACACAAUAUAAAACUCUUUCACAA